This is a messenger RNA of Polypterus senegalus (gray bichir), 3654 nucleotides long. RefSeq names its product microsomal glutathione S-transferase 2 (gene mgst2). The record is from RefSeq and is a predicted model, not a curated record. Bases 106 to 537 code for a protein of 143 amino acids. Gene Ontology annotation, biological process: leukotriene biosynthetic process. Lineage: Eukaryota; Metazoa; Chordata; Cladistia; Polypteriformes; Polypteridae. Gene Ontology annotation, molecular function: enzyme activator activity; leukotriene-C4 synthase activity; glutathione peroxidase activity. The transcript is spliced from 5 exons. Gene Ontology annotation, cellular component: membrane; endoplasmic reticulum; nuclear envelope.
GUGUCCUUCCGCAUGUUUGGAAAGUGUCCGCUCGCCUGAGUAAAUAAGCCAGGAGCCCGGGCGAGGCGUCAGAGUCGACAGCGUGUAAAUACCACGGGUGCAGAAAUGCCACUGCUUCUAUCUGCCGUGUCGCUCCUCUCAGCCUUUCACCUCGGUUAUCUAACUAGGCAGGUGGGCAAGAGCAGGUCAAAACAUGGUAUUAUUCCCCCCGCUGUUAGUGGGGCUCCAGAAUUUGAGAGGACUUUUCGAGCACAUCAAAAUUGUGUGGAGUUCUAUCCUAUAUUCCUUGUGGUUUUGUGGACUGCUGGGUUGCAUGCAAGUGAAGUAUUAGCAGCAGUUCUUGGCUUGGUUUACAUCUAUGCUCGACACAGCUAUUUUUUUGGAUAUCAGGCUUCUUCUAAAGGAAGGCUCAAUGGAUUUUACGCCUCCUUAGUGAUUAUUAUAACACUGGGAACCUUGGCUACAGUUGGUAUUUUCAGUGGAAUCCUGGAUGAAUAUUUUGAUAUCGACUUGAAGAAAAAAAUAUUGAAAUUUUGAAGAGAAACCACUUGAUUUUUUUUUUUUUUGACAUGAAGAUUUUUAACUAUUACUUUGAAAGUAAAUUUAUUUUACUUAAUGUGCUUUUAAAUAUACAAAAAUAAAUCUUACUAAAUUUAAUCCAUGAAGUUUAUUUUGUGGCAGUGUGUUGACAUGAAUUCAUCCUGGAACUGAUUCAAAAUGAGAAGUGUAAAGCCAUUUAGCAUUUUUGCUCCCUUGAUGCAGUGUAUAGUAAAACAUUGAUAGUAUUAUUUUUUUGCUUUAAAACAAAUACCUAUAUUUUAUCUAAACUGAAUUAGAUAAUUUAAAGUUUGAUAUUUUUCUGUAACCAUGAGUUGGAUCAGGUGGGUUUAGGAAUUUUAAGUUAUGUCAUGUUACAUUAUUAAUAAUAACAUUAUUGAAUGGCACAUUUGAAUAUCUGUAUGUUAACAUAACUGUUUUUUCAGUGUCAUGGUUAUUUUAUGUUCUGGUGGUACAGCAUUUGUAAUCCUGUUGAGUUUCUGGUUGGGGUGUUUUUACUUCUUGUCAUGUCAACAUGGAUUUAAAACAUGGACUUUGGUUCCCAUUCAUAGUUCAAAAACUUGAGUUGGGCUGUUUGUUAUUCCUAUAAGGCCUCACUGCAAGUCUCUGUACAACCCACAGUGGACUGGCAUCUCAAUAGACUGGGUGUUCGCUCAUCAAAUUGUAAUGAAUACAUAAAUUCUGAGAAUGUAAGGAAAAGGUCUUAUGAUCUAACUCGGUCCUGAUGUACAGUUUAUAGAGUAAAGCUUGCAGAAAAGGCAGAGGACAAGUAGUCAUUUAGUCAUUUAUUAUUCAUGCAAUAUUUGUAUUAACGUUGGGAUAACAGAUUUUUUUUUCCCACUUUAUUUUGGUAUUCUUACUGGGUGGCACAGUCAUAAAACGGGUAGCAUGGCACUGCUUGGACACCAGAUUUGUUUCCACCUGUCUAUGUGGAGUUAGCAUGUUCUGUUUGUGCCCACUGUUCACAGAAAAGCUAUUGGGUAGAUUGGUGAGACCAAAUUGGUUAUUAUUAGGAACUGAUGUACUGCUACAGCUGUUUCCUUUCUUGCUCCUAAUACUGUCAAGAUGGUUUUUGGCGCAUUGUAUUAAUGUAGCAGAAAGCUUGUAUGGAACUGGAUCAUUAGACAGUAUUUUUGCUUAAAUACCAAAAAUAUUGUGUUAUUAUGUUAAUCAGUUUUCACAUCAGCUAACCAAAACGGUUUGAAUAUGAACUUGGAAAGGGUGUCUGGUGCAUUGUAAGUGGCCAAAGAUUACCUUCUGCAUACUAAAACUUGUCUGACAAAUUUCUAACAUUUGUACAUGUCUUGUUUAAGAACUGAGUCAACAGAUUGCAUAAAACUGUAAAAUCAACUCAAUGACAACUUUUACCAGAAUCCGUCUGCUUCAGAAGAUACAGUUAAUAAUAGCUGUAGCUAUAAAACUUUUGAUCAUCUUUAUAUAGCACCAUUUACAAUGAUUCUGUCAUGGCAGAUGUAACGAUUCAAUUCAAUGAUCCUGGGAUAAGAAAUAAGUGAAUAACAAUAAUAAAUAUCACAUAUGCAGUAUGUGAUGGCCAUACAUUGAUGUCCAUUUCUUGAGAGCCUCCUGAAAAGCAGCUUAACAUGCUAUCUGCUGCAACAUGAAUUCACUACUUGUAGGCCCAUGCUGGCUUGGUCAGGCUUGAAAAGUAAAAGGUGCACAGCACCCUCGCUAUGGGGUCCGGCUAAGUUAAACUUUCUUCUGAUCAUUUUCAGCGAAGUGGGAUCUUAAGAGCCCUCUUUAAACUUUGCUCAUCCAUUACAGAGAACAAAUCAUCCAGUCUUUCCCGUUGAUGGUUAUGUCCAUUGUUUUUGUAGAUUCUUUCUAGAUAUGAAUUGAUAACAAUCUUAUUUUGCCCAUCCCAAAAUUAUAUUGACAAUUACUUGCUGUCCAGUCCCUGAUAACUCUGUUUAAACUUCUUUGUUCUUGAUUCCAGGUUUGUUGUCCAUCUUGAAUAUUUGAAGAGUUUAGGACAUUCAGGUAUUUUGAUAUCUUGUUAUCCAACACAUGUGAUCCACCUUAAAGAAAAUCUUGCUAAAGUAAUCCCAAAAAUGACCAGCAGAUGGUGUAGGAAAAGAAGUUUAAGAAUUCUGCUCCAUUGCUUAUGUCAGACUUUGCUCAGUUUGCUGUGAGAUUUCACACAUACUUCUUUGAAUUCACUGCCAUGGGCCUUUGUGACAGUUUUUUUUUUUUUGAUCUUGAUUAUAUUGUCUGUUUCACGCCAUAACUGGUGUCACACAGUGAUGUUUUUCAAGGCUCCUAUUUGUUGUGUAAACCACCUUGAAAGUGAAAGCCGUGAUUUUUUUUCCCUCACUCAGACAGCUGCAGACAUGGUUUACAAAUGAACACUUCCAACUUGGGAUCUUGUUAAGCUUCGCAUGAUGAAGCAGAAACUUUGCUGGUAGUGCCUUAGUCUUAGUUUUAACAUCAAGUACCCUUGUAAAAGUAUUGCAUUUGUUUUCUUUUUUUCUUUAAUUAACAUAAAUGAAUACAAAUAUAUGGUGAACAUGCCUAAAUUGUGUUUACAUUAUGUUAAUGUUUGAUGGUUAGGCAAUUGGAAUUAGUGACCAAACACCUAAAGUAGAAAUUAAAUAGGGGGUAGAGUCAGUUCCCAGGAAUUACUUUCUAGUCAGGCUAGAACAAAUGGAGGUCACAGUCUUAUCUCUGACACUGGAAUCUUCAGAUGGUACAGAGAUUGAGAACUUAAUCUGGUUAGGCAAGACAAACUGCACUGAGGAAUGUUUGUCUAUGAGAACAGAGAGACCAAGAAAAGGAUUUAGAGAUGGUUGGAGAAGAAAUUCAAAGUUAUCAAAAACACAAGAAUUGGAGAGAAACACAAUCAGAAUAGUAUAAGUAGGAAUGAUUUAAAAUGAGGAUCGUGAAGUGCUCAGACGGCGGGUUAAAAUUUAGAGCUAAAUACCUGAACCAGGCCCAUUAGACAAUUGUCAAUCCUCAGGAACGGCACAAGUUGCCUGGCCAAUGCCAACCCUCAUCAUGGUUUUCUUCCUUUGGAUAAGCGUUGUUCUUUCUGGGUAAGAGCCAUUUGCUGGUUAGUUAAGUUAUAAAUGUUUGCCUAAA